Messenger RNA from Prorocentrum cordatum, 240 nucleotides. The record is from the annotation of a GenBank genome assembly. Lineage: Eukaryota; Dinophyceae; Prorocentrales; Prorocentraceae.
AUGGCGCACGCGCGCGGGCGCAAGCGCCCGCGGGUGGAGGCGGACGGCGGCUUCAGCGACCUCCUGGGGCGCUUUGAGGCCUCGGUGCAGAGCGCCCCCGCGGGCGCGGGUGCGCUGCUCGAGGCCUGGAGGCAGCUGCAGCAGCUGCAGGCGUCGGUGGAGCGGCGCCUCGUCACGUGCUCGAUCGACAGCCUGACCCCUCACGACGCCGUGGAGUUCACAUCUACCGCCGGCGGGUGA